AUGACACGAGUUAAACCCACCUCCUCUCCUGAAAAAUCCUAUCCCAUUGAAGAGCAAAAUCAAUUAUUGGAAAGUACUAGUCAAUCAAGUUUUGAAAAGGACGAAUCCAAACCUUCCUUCUUUUCCUCAAUCAAAUUUCUUUUGAUGCUCAUGAUUUCCUUAUUGGUGUUGAUUUCUGUUAUUGUCUUGUCAGUUAUUUGGAUAAGUACAUUUAGUUCUUCAAUUGCAGAGCAAAGUACAAAAGUGAGGGAGGAAGAUUUCUCAAAAAUUGUUUCGUUCAUUGAGAGAACACUUCAGGAUGUGUUACUUGUUGUGGAAUCUGUCAAAGCUCAACUUUACAAUGACUUUAAUUAUCUGGAUCCCAUUUCUCUAGAGAGACACACCUAUAAAACGUUCAAGGUUGUAAAGAACUAUCUCAGGCAAGUGGUUCUAGCUGUAUAUAUUGGUUAUCCAGAUGGUUCUAAUUAUGGAAUGGUCAAUUUGGGUGAUUCAGCUCAAUACUUUAAUACUACACUUGGUUUGGAUCAAUAUUUUUGGGAAUGUAGAGAUAUUGCUUCAAAUGAGUAUUGCAAUAGAACUGUUGAGCCGAAUGUUGUGAUUCCACCAUUCACCUCAAACUAUGUAGCUCAGUUUGCUUCGACUAAUCCUGGCAAUCCAGUUGUCACACUGUCAUAUGCCGAUCCAACAAUGCCACAAUUCGUCUUUUUGACUACAGUUUCGAGUUUUACAAAUGUUGGAACAAUCAAACCAGGAGAUAAUUUCUCAUUCCAUUUUGCUUUUGAUAUGAGUGUUGCAACAGUUUCGAAUUUUUUGAUUGAGAUUACAAAAUCAGUGAGAGGAUCUACUGCUUUUGUAAUUGAAAAAAAGACAGAUUUCAUUAUUGCAAGUGAUGAUCCAGAUGCUGUUGUGGCCACCUGGGAUAAUCAGGGAGUAAUUCAUCGAAAGACAGCUCUAGAUUUUGGUGGUGACAUUUCAGUGACGGGUAACAUUAUUUACAAUAGAUUUAAAACGUUUAAUGAAAUUGCAUGUAAUACCAAGCAGGAUUUAACUACACUCAUUGAUUUCAUAUCCAUUCAAAGAUUGUGUACAAAUGAAGGUAUUGAUUGGCCAUUCAAUAACCUCAUACAAGCAUUUGAGAUGGUUUCGAAUAUGGAACUUGAAAAUCUACACCUUUACAAGACUCGAUUCUCUGAGGUUAAAUCCCUUCAAACUCACUUUAAGAGUAUGAUUGGAAGAAUUAAGCUCUACAGAAGAUUCAUUCCACCUCACUUGUUAAUGCAAUUGGAUGGAAAUUCUCAAAAAGAAAGUACUCAAGAAUCGAAUAAUGAAAAUCAUGAAAGUUCCACAGCUGUGUCCAACUCCAAGCGUGAAGAAUCCAUGUACAGUAAAUCUAGUCGCUCUCACAGCGAUCUUCGUCAAUCUGGAAAGUUUGGAAAACAGCCAACAGGGAAUAUGUUUUCUCUCUAUUUGGAGAAAAGGAAAGUUACUUUUGUGAAUACUUACAUGCAAGGGUUGAAUCAAUGGUUGCUCAGCAUCAAUCCCAAUGAAUGUGUUAAUAUUUUGAGUGAUAUUUUCGAAAGUGUUGGCCAGAUAGCAAGAGCAAAUAAUGGGCAAAUUGGUAAAUUCGAAAAUGAAACACUUAGCAUUCAUUUUAAUGCAACUAAUGAUCAAUCAAAUCACCAGUUGAAAGGUGUUCAAAUGAGCUCAAUUGUUCUUGCCAAGUUAAAUUCUAUUAAGGAAGGAAAGUUGUCGAAAAAUUCAAUUUUGAAAUCACAUCAAGCUCUAUUGAAUGAUUUCAAGUUUAGAAUAGUUGCACAUUGUCAGAGUAAUUUGUGUGGAAAUGUUGGAUCCAAGCAAGUGAUGAACUUUUCUGUUCUGGGAAGUCAUCAGUACAAUACUGAAGUGAUGAUUGAGAUCGCCAACCGUUUCGAUUUGGAUAUUGUCAUUUCAGAAGAAUUAUUCGAAAAGAAUAACAAUCAAUUCCAAGCAAGAUAUGUCGACACUAAGGAUAUGAUUGAGGAUGACUAUUAUUCAUCACCUCUUUUGGCCUCAACACAGCAAGUUGCCUAUCACGCAAGAAAAAUAUACGAAUUGGGAGAAAGUAAUGAUGUUACAGCAGAUGAAUGGAUGUAUGAAUUGGAAGCCAAAGAAAAGAAAAAUCGUUGGUUAAAGUAUCAUCAAGCUUGUGAGCUAUUCUUUGCCUCUCAAUACCCACAAGCAGUUCAGGUAUUGGAAGAGUACCUGACUGAAAAAAAGACAAGUGAUUCUGUUGCAGAGAGCUUUUUAGAUCGUAUUAAACAUUUGUUAUAA
This is a messenger RNA of Naegleria gruberi, 2310 nucleotides long. RefSeq lists its product as uncharacterized. The record is from RefSeq and is a predicted model, not a curated record. The transcript has 3 exons. Bases 1 to 2310 code for a protein of 769 amino acids. Lineage: Eukaryota; Heterolobosea; Eutetramitea; Acrasida; Naegleriidae.